Messenger RNA from Camelina sativa (false flax), 566 nucleotides. The record is from RefSeq and is a predicted model, not a curated record. Lineage: Eukaryota; Viridiplantae; Streptophyta; Magnoliopsida; Brassicales; Brassicaceae.
UGCUAACUUGGGGGCCCUUUUGAUCACAGACAAGAAACAUGGCAUGUGUUUCUGUCUUACAUAGUUGGUCUAAAACUUGUUAUAUAUAAUGAAAGAAGCCUGUGGGAUUCUUCACCAAUCAAAACUUGCAUUCAAAGAGUUCUUUCUACAACACAACUUACAAACUCUUUGUCGUCUUUUCAGAUCUACAAAAUAUUUUCUUGAAAAGAAUGAUGAACACAAAGAAGCUUAUCAAGAUGGCCAAGAAAUGGCAACAGAGAGCAGCCCUACACAGGAAAAGGAUCUCAUUCCAAAGAUCAAGUACUGCUACUAGCUCAACCGCUGCAGAGAAGGGCUGUUUUGUGGUUUACACGACAGAUCGCACACGCUUUGCUUUUCCUAUAAGUUACCUGAGCAACUCUGUUUUCCAAGAGCUCUUGAAGAUAUCUGAAGAAGAGUUUGGCCUCUCCACGGACGGACCAAAUGAUGAACACAAAGAAGCUUAUCAAGAUGGCCAAGAAAUGGCAACAGAGAGCAGCCCUACACAGGAAAAGGAUCUCAUUCCAAAGAUCAAGUACUGCUACUAG